CAGUUAUACGCAAGUUUUCGCUGGGACUGGCAGCAACCAAUUUCUAUCUUCCUAUAUGCAUGUGUGAAUGCGCUCUAUUUGUGUUACUAUCUAACACUAUUAGUGCUAAGUGAUUUUAAAAUAAAAAACUAAUUUGUGGCAACUGUAACCUUUUUGUUUGUUUAUUUUUUAUUAGGAUCUGUGCUAUCAGCGCUUAUCGGAAGUUUGAGGAUUAUAAAUUAAUUGUUAUUAAUAUCCACACAUACGAAUAAAAAAGAAAGUUGUAUAUCUAAUGAGGAGUGUUAGUUUUUGUGAAACGUUCCGAUUAAAUUUAAUAAGUGUUUACAAUAUUUAAAAGGCAAACGAACAUCUGUUGAAGGGUGUCACAAUAAGUGUUAGUUAUCAAACAAUUAAACUUUGUUGAUUUUAUUUGUGGAGAUUGGAUGAUCGAUUACAAAUUGAAUCAAGGAUAUUAUUCGAAGCAGCAAGGUAAUAAAAGUCGGCAGGAAUAAAUGUGGCAUAUUUUCCAAAUACGACUGAGAAGCCACAGCCCGAGUUUGGCACCAUGAAAUCGCCACCCACCGUCACGGACGAUUGCGAUGACAUCUUCGGACCUCCUAGAACGUACGCUACAGGCUAUUGUCCUCCGAAAAACCGACCGUCUAUGAUAUCGGCAAAGUACCGACAGAAGGAAGAGCGCAGAAAGGUUCUAAAAAUUAGUAUAAACAAGUUAAAGAAGAUCGAAGAUCCCGAGGCGAGUUUGUGCAGAUCCGUUCUAAUCAACAACACGAUGAAGCGCCUGCAAAAGGAGGCGAGGGACGAGAAGAUACAGAAACAGCAGCUUAAUUAUCCCAGGUGCUACGAUAAUGACAAUUUUUUAAAUAUCAAAAGUGAAUUCAUAAAAAACGAGCUUAAACAUACAACGCAUUUUGAAGAGGCACAGGAGAAUUUCUGUGCGCCCGAAUCGAAAAUAAUGGACAGUUUAGGGGCGGAUUUUGUGAUCGAGAACGACUUCGAAGGCAAAAUCGACGAGAUUAGUGCGCUGAAUUCGGACAGUGCGAAAAAUAUGGAAGUGCUUAACGGUUUAGUUGAGGAAAAUUUAAAUAGUCUCGGUGUUAAUGCAACAAACAACGUAACGCACGUGGACCCCACGAACGAUAGUGACCGGUUUUUGUGUAGGAAGCGAUCCUUUGAUGACAUGGAAGACUGUGACGUGCAAGACGUUCUUUCGCAAUUUUAUAUGCCACCAACCCCUAGGAUGUUAACGUGCAUCGACGAUGAUGAAGACGUGAACGUUGUAGACGACGAACCUUUACCAAAACGUGUUAAAAUCGACGAAAUUGUUGUGAACCAUUGUGUAUCGCGGCUUACAUCGGGUCACGACUCAAUAUCUACGUCCAUAGCUCAAUUCGAAUCAUCGAAUCUCGUCCAUUCCUAUGGCCAAAAUCAAGAUUCUUCCAGGAUGUGUGAAAGCAUGGAAGUCAGUACUUUAACGGACAAAAAAACAGACGAUUUUCGUGUAAAUAAUUUUAUUAACAAUAAUAUCACCGAAAGUAAUUCGAGGGUUAGGUAUAUGAGCUCUACGCAAAAUAUUGAAACGGACACAAAUUCUUACAGUUGCGGGCACGCAUCCAUGUUUAACGAACUACAAAGUAAUGUGUUUCAUAGUUUAAUUGCGUCAUUGGAAACGUAGCGUUUUAUAAACGACGUAUAGAUCAACAGAUUUUACUUUUGUGAUAACUUUUGUAUCAAAACGAGUUUAUAUAUUUAUUGUUACGAUGUUAUAAAUAUUCCACAAUAUGCCAUCUUCUUUUUGACUGAAGUCGUUGUGAUCAAUUCCUUUUUUCCAAAUUUUGUUUACGCCGCACUAGUUAACAUAAAAGAACAAUAAUUUCCAAUGGUUAAAAUGUGAAACUGCCUUUACUUAAAGAAGUUUAGUAAAACCAGGCUCUCUACUAGUUCGAUUCUUUUCCUAAGUAUUAACUACAAAUUCGAAUCUAUUCUGUCUAAGUAGGAGGUAGAGAGCACCACCAGGCUGUGAUAUGAUUAAAUAAUUGUACAUGUAAUUAGGACAUAAAGCGAAAUACCUUUUUUCUUUAUAGGUAUUCAUUAUAAAAGCUACAUAGAUUGCAAUAACAAUAACUUUGUAAAUUGUAUAUCUUAACUUAAUGCUUUUAGACAAUUUCAAGUGGAUAUUUCGAAACAAAUCCUUAGACAUGAAUAUCCAUAUUGAAAACAUACAAUUUUUGUA
Messenger RNA from Photinus pyralis (common eastern firefly), 2230 nucleotides. RefSeq lists its product as uncharacterized. The transcript is spliced from 3 exons. The coding region runs from base 545 to 1672 and encodes 375 amino acids. Gene Ontology annotation, molecular function: transcription regulator activity. Gene Ontology annotation, cellular component: nucleus. The record is from RefSeq and is a predicted model, not a curated record. Lineage: Eukaryota; Metazoa; Arthropoda; Insecta; Coleoptera; Lampyridae.